Messenger RNA from Xiphophorus hellerii (green swordtail), 1025 nucleotides. RefSeq names its product transmembrane protein 253 (gene tmem253). NCBI's taxonomy places the organism in Eukaryota, Metazoa, Chordata, Actinopteri, Cyprinodontiformes, Poeciliidae. The record is from RefSeq and is a predicted model, not a curated record. The coding region runs from base 135 to 809 and encodes 224 amino acids. The transcript is spliced from 8 exons.
ACUUUGACACCAAAAGUUUUCAGUGCUGUGCCACACCAAGGACUUAUAGAAACAAUGAGAAAAGGUUUUGAUUGUCUCUCCAUUCUUUUUUCAUUAUUUGAUAUUUUAUUUUGAAAUGAAGACCUGUGCAAGAAAUGAAUAAAAGGGAACAACUUUCAGCAAAGAUGAUGCAGAACAUGUUUCAGGAGGGGUUGUACCAGGUGUUUUUCAAGGAGACUCCUCCAGCCAGCCCCUCCACUGAGACCAGUAACACCAAUAAUGAGAACCUAACAAAUGUUAGGAUUCAUCGUUGGUUUGGGACUGUGGUAAACACAAGACUUUUAGUCACUGGGGUGAUUCAGGUCCUCAGCGCCUUGGCUAGCAUUCUCACCACAGUGAGCCACGCGUGUGUGAGUUACGGCUGUUCUGUUGUCAUGGUAACUCCAGUCUGGUCAAGCUUGUCAUAUGCAGCUGCUGGGUGUCUGGCAGUGGAGGUUCAGAGGAAGGCUGGUAACAUAAAGAUCAUCAUUCUCAUGGCGCUGAACGUUUUCAGUCUGCUGUUUGGAUUUGCUGCUCUGCUGGCCAAUAGCCUCGCAUCUGUGGAAGCUACAGACCUGAGCUCAUACCAGCAGGCUGGUUCAAAUGUUGUAAAGGCAACCUACAUAGUGUUCACUUCCCUGUGUUUUCUGGGAACAUUCUACAUCCUGUUCCUGUGCUGGAGAGGCCUGCGCCGAUACAGUUCUCGCAAUGUUAAGGCCUACAUCCGCAUCUCACAGGAUCCAGAGGACACGAAUGGGCUUCUGACGGAACAAGAAGACCUGAAUCUGUAAAACUUAAUGUAAUGAAAUAUCUUUAAAUUCAUUUUAUGUGAUUGCUAUUUGUAAACUAAGUUAUUGUUGCACUAUAUUUUUCGUACCAUCUGGACAUAAAAACAAAGUUAAAUAGAUGUAGUAUACAACUCUUCUCUGGGAUUCUAGAAGAAAUCACAAGAACUUUAAGAUUCAAAGCAAAGUCAUCUCAAAUAAUAAACAGGUUAUGAAAUUAAA